CCCCCUCCAGCUCCCCCUCCACCCUGUUCGCUGGGAUUGACAGGACGCUUGCAGCAGCAGCAGCACCCCACAAGACGAAAGAAAAAAUAGUAAUAUUCGGGCGAAACUUGGAGGAUUUCGAGGGCUGGGAGGGGAAAAAAAGCGUUACAAAAAUAUAUAAACAUUAAAAUAUAAAGAUAAAUCUGCACCUUCAACCUUUGGCUCGCCGUUCCACCCUCACGUGCGCGGCUGCUCCAGAUUUUGCUCGCGCCUGUGUGCUGACCGGAGCGCGCGCUCUCUCUCGCACAACCAGUGUGUUUUGCCGAGCAACGACCGAACCCGGUGCCGACCGACAGCCUUUGACCAGAGAGGAUGGCAGAUAGGGAACAACUGAUCCAAAGAGCCCGUCUGGCGGAGCAGGCGGAGCGCUAUGAUGACAUGGCCUCCGCGAUGAAGCUGGUCACGGAGUUGAACGAGCCGUUGUCCAAUGAAGACCGCAACCUGCUCUCGGUGGCCUACAAGAACGUGGUGGGGGCCCGGCGGUCAUCUUGGCGCGUAAUAUCCAGCAUAGAGCAGAAGACGGCUGCGGAUGGCAAUGAGAAGAAGCUGGAACUGGUGCGUGUCUACCGAGAGACCGUCGAGAAGGAGCUGGAGUCAGUGUGCCAAGACGUUCUCACCCUGCUGGACCAGUACCUCAUCAAGAACUGUGACGAAACCCAGCUAGAGAGCAAGGUCUUCUACCUGAAGAUGAAGGGCGACUACUACCGGUACCUGGCAGAGGUGGCCACCGGCGAAAAGAGGGCCUCUGCCGUCGAAUCGUCCGAAGGCGCCUACAAAGAGGCUUUUGAUAUUAGCAAGGGCAUGCCGGCCACCCAUCCCAUCCGCCUGGGCCUGGCACUCAACUUUUCCGUCUUCUACUACGAGAUCCAAAACGCACCCGAGCAGGCCUGCCAGCUUGCCAAGGAAGCCUUCGAUGAUGCCAUCGGCCACCUGGACAAUCUGAACGAGGACUCCUAUAAGGACUCCACGCUCAUCAUGCAGCUCCUGCGGGACAACCUCACCCUGUGGACCAGCGACCAGCAGGACAGCGAAGGAGGGGAAGCCAAUAACUGAGAGAGAUCAGCCAUGUCCGCUCUCACCUCUAGCUGUAGUAGCACCCGUCUGUCCCUUCUGCAGUCUGUUUUUGAUUCUAUCUUAUUUCUCUCUGUCUGCUCCUUCAUUCUCUCUCUUUCUUCUCCAUUGCAUCUUCCUCAUCUCUUUGUGACACCUCAAUGCUCUUCUUUGGUUCCUCAGGGCAGCACUUCAGACCCUUCAUCGCUCCUUCACCUGUUUUACCCCUUUUCCGCCAACAGGAUGCUGGUACCCAAUCUGGAACCGUUCCACUGCAGAAAAGGUGGUUCUGGGAUGGAAAAAUGUUGUUGGUCUCUAAAACCUGCUUGAACCUGAAACCGAUUCCGUCACAUGUCCGCAGCAAGAUUUUAAAAACAAAUACAAGACACAAAACAAAACUAGCCCCUGAAUUCAAAUUACUUUGGAUGUUCAGAUGUAGUCCUAAAAGAUUGAUAAAAAAAUUUGAAUGAUUUUAAAAUAUAUCUGCAAAUUGAAUCCUAAUCAUUUUGUUUGUUAUUUAUUGCUUGCUUAUGAAAUAGAGAUGCUAAAAUUGGAUGCUCAAACGUAUUCUCAAAACACAGCAUAUAAAAAUGUGUAUCUAAACAGUGUAUCUAACAUUUUCUUUCGCUAUAUAUUUGUCAUUAUGUCCUUAAAACACUGAAUCAAAUUACUUUGGAUGCAUAUAUUCUCAAAACGCGCAUAAAUCGAAAAGACUGUCAAGCGGCACGGGUCAGUUAUGUCACUGUUCUGAUCACAAGCUGGUUCUGAGACCAUUUUGGUGAAAAGUGGGUAUUUAUUUACCCUCAUUUGCUCUGUUUUCCCACCUACUUUUCUCCUGUCCUAUACUUUUCUGUAUAUGAUUCUCCUCUUUCCUCCCACAACGGGUCACUGAUAGUCUACUGGGGCUGUAUUACAGAACCUUUCUAUCUUAAUUCUUGGUUAAAGAUUUGAAAAAUAUCUAUUUCCCAAGUGAAAUUAACAUGGUUGGUAAACAGAAUAGAUAAGAUAUGAUUCUGGAAGGUAGGAUCCUACUGUAAUAUUGUCCUUGGCCUCCACGUGACAUUUAUUUAGCGUAUACUUGUAAGGACUUGAUCUUCGUAGAGACUCUGUAACACUUAUUACAGGAUGGCAUCUCGAGUAUGUGGCACAGUAUAGUGCUAAUGUUACAGCUUACUACGUUCUUCUUCUUCUUCUUCUUCUUCACUUGUCUUUGAUCUGUACCUCCAUCACUGCUUAGAUGUGUUUGUCUGUCGUUUCCCCAAUCUCACCCUGUACACCUUGCUAGCCCUGUGAAUUGUGUAUACCUGCUGAUCUCGAAACAGUAUGUGGUCAUCCAAAAUGUGGGCGACACUCUGUUGUGAGAUGCAGUGAUCAAGAGUCUUUUGAUUAGGAUUACAUAUGCAAGGUUAUGACAGAAUGACAUUAAAGACAUUGCUUACCAUGGGAACUCUCAAAA
Messenger RNA from Pimephales promelas (fathead minnow), 2545 nucleotides. RefSeq names its product tyrosine 3-monooxygenase/tryptophan 5-monooxygenase activation protein, eta polypeptide (gene ywhah). The record is from RefSeq and is a predicted model, not a curated record. Lineage: Eukaryota; Metazoa; Chordata; Actinopteri; Cypriniformes; Leuciscidae.